AUGACCAGUAGACACCUCAUCAACAGGUGGCUGUUACAGAAUGUAGAGGGUAACUGAUGCAUUAGAAAGACAAGAAACUAUGGGAAUACUCACUGCAAUUUUCAGAAGAUAACUCUCACUCUAAGAAGAAAGCAUGACAUAUGCUUUGGAACUUAUGAGUUGGAAAAGGCAGUUCUAAAUCUUUCCAUAGUAACAGAACAAAGUUCAAUAUUGGUAUGCAAAUGUCGGAAGCCUUUCAGUCAGAAGUUAGUAGCCUCUGCUGGACUUGAAAAUCUUCUUGCCCUGGACACACUGACAGCCCAAGAAAGAAGAGCUUGUGCCGUCACUGAUGAAACAUGCUGCUUCUAUCGAAACCUGAAUAACCGGCUUCCCACCUGGACGCUGCAGGGCGGAACGGGCGGGCAGCUUCCCCCGCCUCCAGGUGGAAACGUCGCUGUCCGUCCGCAGUCACGGAGGCAGCAGACCGACGGGCGUCGCCUACUCGCUGGGAGGGGCGGGUACAAGACCCAUUUCCGGGGCGGGUACAGGGUCCAUUUCCGGGGCGGGGAACAGCGCAUGCGUUGGGGGGCGGUGGGCGUCGGACUUUGUCCGCUUUUCCGGCGAGGUGAACGCGGAAGAGUGGGAGCUGAGGAUUUCCGGCUACUCAGAUUGUGGCGCGGCGACUGUUGCGAAAUGGAGGUGGGCUCGACGGCCGAAGAUGGUCGGGAUGGUCCGCGGGAGCGGCGAGGCUUGGGUGAAGCCGAGAGGCCGCAGCAGAACCACGAAGUGCGGCCUCAGUCCGGGGCAGACCGGUUACCAAAACAUUCCUACUGGUUGGAUCUCUGGCUCUUCGUCCUCUUAGACGUGGUGUUGUUUUUCUUCGUGUAUUUUUUGCCCUGAAUGGUUUGCCUGGUACCUAAAUUAAGAAUUUUGGCUCCUGGAGUGGAUCCUGAAAAUGACUACAAACUUGAACAAAGAAGACAGGAUUUUGCGCCAGAAGAAUUUCAAACUCUAAGGGACCUUCAUUUCAUUUUACACAUUCUGUUAUUCUUCGCGGGGACUAUAUUAAAUGGGUAAUGAUCUCAGCCAUUCAUAGCUAAGUUCUUAAAACUCGGCUCUGAUUCAUGUUUUAAAACUUUUUACAGAUUAUCUGGUGGCUUUACAGGGGCUGAACAGAAAAAGUAUUUAUACAUGAAGGUUUAUUAUACUCAUUAGGAAAUAGAUUGUUUUUCCUUUAACAUUUAAGGGUUGGCCAAGGUUUAGUAUGAUGCAGAUAAUAUGGUGAAA
Molecule: messenger RNA, 1266 nt
Organism: Kogia breviceps (pygmy sperm whale)
Lineage: Eukaryota; Metazoa; Chordata; Mammalia; Artiodactyla; Physeteridae
Gene: ARLN
Product: chromosome 6 C4orf3 homolog
Source: RefSeq, a predicted model, not a curated record